AUGGAGGCAUUCCAUUUCCGUCAGCAAGAAUGGCCUCUUAAUGGGGAAAACAGCUUCAUCACCAAAAACGACAAUUAUGACCGGAACCACGGCCCAAUUCAGCACAAAAUCGGAACUGACCACCGAGUCACAGUUGACGGGGAAGGCUUCGUCUCCAGGACCCUUAGUCUCACCGUCGACCAGCUCAUGAAUGACUUCCCGCAAGCCAGGGUGGCCUGCACGCUGCAGUGCGCAGGAAACCGCCGACACACCAUGCGCACCCGCAUCAAGGAGGUCUUGGGUGUGGACUGGGAAGAUGCUGCUCUAAUGACAUGCGUGUGGGAGGGUCCUCGAGUUCGUGACAUCCUGCUCGCGGCCGGAGUCCAAGAUCACCAUACCAUGGGUGACAAGGUACGACCCAAGCAUGUCCACUUUGCCAAUUACGGCGGCAGGACUCAGGCCGACGAGUGGUAUGGGGGCAGCAUUCCCUUCGGCCGGGCUAUGGACCCAGCCAUGGAUGUGAUCCUGGCGAUCAAGAUGAAUGGCUUGCCACUGCCAGCCCGACACGGCUUCCCCGUUCGUGCCAUCGUCCCAGGAGUGCUGGGCGCUCGUUCUGUGAAAUGGCUCGACCGCAUCACUGUCUCCGACAGGGAAUCACCAUGUUUCUAUCAGCAGCGUGACUACAAGAUUUUGCCGCCCGAGGCCGUUUGUGCUGAAACCGCCGAGAAGUAUUGGGACCAGUGUCCCUCGAUGCUGGACAUGCCCAUUAAUUCCUGUGUUGCACACCCAACCUCGGGCUCCACCAUUGUUCUGCCUUCUUCCGGGACGAUCGAAGUGCUUGGGUAUGCCGUUCCACAAGGCGCCCAAGGCCCGGUUGUCAGAGUUCAGGUGUCUGGAGACGAAGGCAAAACUUGGACCGAUGCGCACCUGGAGGAUGGCGGCAAAGAUGCGAGCCGGUGGACCUGGACUUUGUGGCAGGCCGAGAUCAAGAUGGAGAAGGGCAAAGAUAAGAGGAUUUUUGCCAAAGCCACAGACGCUGGAGGCAAUACGCAGACCUGUGAACGAUCAGCUUGGAAUCUGAGAGGCGUGGCUUACAAUGGCUACGAAGCCGCAUUCGAUUUGACCAUUCUCUAG
Messenger RNA from Fonsecaea multimorphosa CBS 102226, 1113 nucleotides. RefSeq lists its product as uncharacterized. Gene Ontology annotation, cellular component: mitochondrion. Lineage: Eukaryota; Fungi; Ascomycota; Eurotiomycetes; Chaetothyriales; Herpotrichiellaceae. Gene Ontology annotation, molecular function: oxidoreductase activity; molybdenum ion binding. Bases 1 to 1113 code for a protein of 370 amino acids. The transcript has 2 exons. The record is from RefSeq and is a predicted model, not a curated record.